GCAGAGGCAAUGGGUGGAACCAAUCACUCAGUGGUGUCUGAGUUUGUAUUCCUGGGAAUCUCCAAUUCCUGGGAGAUCCAGCUUCUUCUUUUCUUCUUUUCCUCUGUGUUCUACACUGCAAGCCUGAUGGGAAACCUCCUCAUUGUGUUCUCUGUGAGCUCUGACCCGAACUUGCACUCCCCCAUGUACUUCCUGCUGGCCAACCUCUCCUUUCUUGAUGUGGGGGUUUGCUCUAUUGCUGCUCCCAAAAUGAUUUAUGAUCUUUUCAGAAAACGCAAAGCCAUCUCUUUUAGAGGUUGUAUAACUCAGAUCUUCUUUAUUCAUGCUGUUGGGGGCACAGAAAUGGCGCUGCUCAUCGCCAUGGCCUUUGACAGAUACGUGGCCAUCUGCAAGCCUCUCCACUACCUGACCAUCAUGAACCCACGAAUGUGCAUUUUGAUUCUGGCUGCCGCCUGGGUCCUUGGCCUCAUCCACUCAGUGGCCCAACUGGCUUUUGUUGUACACUUGCCCUUCUGUGGUCCUAAUGUAUUGGAUAGCUUUUAUUUUGACCUACCACAGCUCAUCAAACUUGCUUGCACAGAGACCUAUAGACUAGAGUUCAUGGUCACGGCCAACAGUGGACUCAUCUCCGUGGGUUCCUUCUUCAUACUCAUUAUUUCUUACAUCUUCAUUUUGGUCACUGUUUGGAAACACUCUUCAGGUAGUGUAUCCAAGGCCCUCUCCACCUUGUCAGCUCAUGUCACUGUAGUGGUUUUAUUCUUUGGGCCAUUAAUCUUCUUCUACACCUGGCCCUUCCCCUCAUCACACCUGGACAAGUUUCUUGCUAUCUUUGAUGCAGUUCUCACUCCUUUUCUAAAUCCAGUCAUCUAUACCUUCAGGAACAAGAAGAUGAAGGCAGCAAUGAAGAAACUCUGCCAUCAGCUUGUGAGUUACAGGAAGAUAUCCUAG
This is a messenger RNA of Hippopotamus amphibius kiboko, 948 nucleotides long. RefSeq names its product olfactory receptor 4F3/4F16/4F29-like. The record is from RefSeq and is a predicted model, not a curated record. Gene Ontology annotation, cellular component: membrane. Lineage: Eukaryota; Metazoa; Chordata; Mammalia; Artiodactyla; Hippopotamidae. The transcript has a single exon. Gene Ontology annotation, molecular function: olfactory receptor activity; G protein-coupled receptor activity. Gene Ontology annotation, biological process: G protein-coupled receptor signaling pathway. The coding region runs from base 10 to 948 and encodes 312 amino acids.